Messenger RNA from Saccoglossus kowalevskii, 1018 nucleotides. RefSeq names its product ubiquitin-conjugating enzyme E2 J2-like. NCBI's taxonomy places the organism in Eukaryota, Metazoa, Hemichordata, Enteropneusta, Harrimaniidae. The record is from RefSeq and is a predicted model, not a curated record.
GGGCUCUAUGACGAAUUUGGGAAAUACGGUUCCGGUUGCGUGAAAAUACGUCGUAAUACUGAGUGUAGUAUUUCCCCCUUUCCCCGAAUUUGUGGGGUGUUCCACUUAUACUUUGGCCUCCUGUUUAAAGCAGAAAACAGCAAAGAUGAGUAAACGAACCAACACCACUGCUACAGCUCGGCUAAAGCAAGAUUACAUAAGGAUUAUGAAAGAUCCUGUACCUUAUGUGACAGCUGCUCCCUUGCAUUCAAAUAUACUAGAAUGGCACUAUGUUGUGAGAGGUCCUGAGGGUACCCCUUAUGAAGGUGGUUAUUAUCAUGGUAAACUUGUAUUCCCAAGAGAGUUUCCAUUCAAACCCCCUAGUAUAUACAUGAUAACACCUAAUGGUAGAUUCAAGUGCAAUACAAGGCUGUGCCUAUCGAUAAGUGAUUUUCACCCAGACACAUGGAAUCCAGCAUGGUCAGUGUCAACAAUCCUUACUGGACUCCUUAGCUUCAUGGUGGAAAAGAACCCCACUCUAGGUAGUAUAGAGACAUCAGAUCACACCAAAAGACAACUUGCUGCACAGAGUGGUAGUUUUAAUUUAAAGAGCUCUAUAUUUUCUGAAAUCUUCCCAGACAUAGCUGAAGAGGUAAACGAAAGACUCCGCCAAGAAGAGGAGGAAAUGAAAAGAAGUUUAGAAUCACGGACGGGGAGUCCACUGACGACAUCACCGUCCGGAGCUGCAACAGGAAUCGGACAGAAUAACGUGGAGAAUGGUUUUGUUGGCAGCACUAUUGCAAAUAUAUUUGUAAUUAUUGGAUUUGCAGCGUUCGCAUACACCGUCAAAUAUGUUUUGAAGACUAUAGCACAAGGAUAAACAGUUAACAAUUCUUUGUUUUGUUUAAUUUGCAUGUACAGCUGUAAAUGUGAACCUCCUGUCACUUUAGGGAAGGUCUUGUAUUGUCAGAGAAACUCAAAAAAAAAUUUUUUUUCUAAGGAAAGAGGGUUUUAGCUGAUUCCAUUUGCUGAAUUUCAC